Messenger RNA from Oppiella nova, 579 nucleotides. Lineage: Eukaryota; Metazoa; Arthropoda; Arachnida; Sarcoptiformes; Oppiidae. The record is from the annotation of a GenBank genome assembly.
AUGAAAGCACUUUUAGACUUUGUGCCCCUCAUAAUUUUCUUUUAUUUAUACAAAACGGUUGAUCCUAAAAACACCGAUCAUCCAUUAUUACAAUUGAUCGGCUCAGCAGGUGGUCUGAUUAUUUCAAUGCUUGUGGUCUAUGGUGCAUUAUUCAUUUUCCAAAAAUUCCGUCUGGAUAAACAACAAUGGUUUGUUUUGUUCAUGACCGUCAUUUUUGGCGGAAUCACCUUAAUGUUGAGUGAUGACUUCUAUAUUCGCCUGAAAGCUGCAAUUUUGAAUUUAGCCUUUGCUGGCGCGUUCUUACUCUCUCCCUAUUUUGGUAAAGAAAAGAAGCCACUCAUUCAAAGAUUAUUUGGUCCUGUUUUAAACCUGACUGAAAAAGGCUGGAAAAAUCUAAACUUUGCAUGGGCUGCAAUGUUCAUUGUCAUGUCUUGUUUACAUAUUUUCUUCGCAUUUUUAUUUGCAGGUGGAAAAUAUUGGGGUGAAUUUACAGCAUUUGGUGACAUGAUCGUCAUGUUUUCCUUUAUUAUUAUCCAGUUUGUUAUAUUACGAAAACACUUUAAAUCUACCGAUGAAUAA